This is a messenger RNA of Merops nubicus (carmine bee-eater), 1233 nucleotides long. RefSeq names its product KIAA0513 ortholog. The record is from RefSeq and is a predicted model, not a curated record. The coding region runs from base 1 to 1233 and encodes 410 amino acids. The transcript is spliced from 13 exons. NCBI's taxonomy places the organism in Eukaryota, Metazoa, Chordata, Aves, Coraciiformes, Meropidae.
AUGGAAGCCCCCGUGGACGUGCCCGUGGGGAACCUCAUCGACUUGGAGGCCGAAGCAGCUGCCAGCCUCCCCUCAGAGCCCUCCCCUCCCCGCCACGACGGGCACGGGGGGCAGGGCGAGGAGGUGGCCGGGGAGGAGAGCGAUGCCACCGAGUCAGCAGAUAGCGAGAACGACACGGGGGACUCCCCCAGCAAUUGGGGCUACCGACGCUCCUCCUCCGACGAGUCCUUCUCCUCCAGCCAGAGCACUGAGUCGGCCCGGGACGAGGCGACGGCCGAGCGCCGGGAGUUCAUGAGGCACUACGUGGAGAAGAUCUUCACUGGGGGAGAGGAUUUAGACCAGGAAGAGAAGGCCAGGUUUGGGGAGCUCUGCAGCAGCGAGAACGGGAAGGGCAGGGAGUGGUUUGCCAGAUAUGUCAGCGCCCAGCGCUGCAACUCCAAGUGUGUCUCAGAGCAGACCUUCUACCGCCUGAUGCAGUCGUUCGCCCUCGUGCUCUUCGAGUGUCACCAGAUGGAUGACUUCAGCCCUGCCAAGAACCUCAUGACCAUGUGUUUCACCUACUACUACAUGGGCAAGCCCCACGCGCUGCCCUUGGAGGCCAAGGAGAAGCCCAUGGGCAGCAUCGACUCCUACCUGAAGUCAGCAAACACCUGGCUGGCAGAGAAGAAGGACAUUGCAGAGAGGCUGCUGAAGAACACAUCGGCCAAGACAGAGAACGUCAAGGGCUUCUUUGGGGGCCUGGAGACCAAACUGAAGGGUCCUACCACCAAAAAGAGCGAUGAAAGCGAGGACAAACCAAAGGAGAAGCUGAAGAAGACAGUUUCCAUGCAGAGCCCAGAGGAGGAGAAGAAAGGAGAGAAGAUCUACCUGUACAUGCACCUCAAGCAGCAGCCCAUCUGGCACAACCUGAGGUUUUGGAACGCCGCCUUCUUCGACGCCGUGCACUGCGAGCGCAGGAAGCGCUCCCCCACCACCAGAGGGAACACUGGGGAGGAAGAGGAGAAGAGGGAGAAGUGGUGCCACAUGACGCAGGAGGAGAGGGACGACAGCCUCCGCUUCAACGAGAACAUCACCUUUGGGCAGCUGGGCACCUUCAUCCACAACAUGCUGGCCUUUGGCCUGAACAAGAAGCUCUGCAGUGACUUCCUGAAGAAGCAGGCGACCAUCGGGAACUUGGAUGAAGAGCAAUACAAGCUGCUCAGCGACCACAUCGAGCAGAUGGCCACCGAGUAG